GUUUAACACAUGCAACCACUAGAGUGCACUGACUGCUCUGACUGUACAUGGGUCUCUUUUUCAUUAUACUUAACAAAUAGCCUGUUCGAUGUGGAUCAUGUUGGAAGCGAUGCUGUUUGGAUCCCUGCUUCUUUAUCAGACAGUGGUGGUACGGUACUUUGAACCUACUCUUGUCACAUGUCUUGCGGAGCCCUGGUUUCGAGAGUUGGGUUUUGCUAUAUUUUAUGGGAGCAUUGUUCUCAAAGUAUACAGGAUCUUAGCCGAAUUCCAGACUAGAAAAGCCCAUCGUGUCUGUGUCAGAGACAAAGAUUUGCUGAAGUACCUGCUUGGAAUUGCACUGAUCGUCAUGUGUUACAUGGCUGCUUGGACUGCAGUUGUUAUGGACAACGUCACUAGAGGGCACGACAUUAUUGACCAGCAGGAGACCUUAGACGGGCUUAAAUAUUUCACCUGUAGAGCUCUUUGGUGGGACUAUGUUACAGAAGGAGGUGAGUUUUUAUUUCUUCUUUUGGGAAUCUACCUGACUUAUUGUAUCCGUAACGCAAGAAAAGAAUUUUACCGGGAGAAAUGGCCACUUUGUGCUGCUAUUUGCAUCGAGACUGUCGUCUCCAUUACCACUCAUACUGUCAGACGUGUGAUGUGGUUGUCUCUUGGUCAGGACUACUUGUUUUUUCUCUAUUUUCUCCGAUACCAGCUGACGGUCACAUUCAUUCUUGCGCUCAUUUUCGGACCAAAGCUGUGGUACCACCAUAGACCAUCUGAUCCCAAUCGACACCUCUCUUGUGACAUACAAGAUCACCUACCAGACUCUCUGAAGCUACACGAAGCCAUUAUGUCAAAUGGGGAAGUCGACUUAGUGGAAAUUAACUUGGCAGAUAUGGAUCCAGAAGAUAUUAGGGCUGAACUACGACGUGUUUAUACUCAACUGCAAGCGCUACGUAACAAAACUAUGAGAAAAGAUAAUCCCCACAUUUCCAAGAGAAGAGGUGGCCGGAAGGUGACCCAUCGCCGGUUUUCUCUGCAGCCGUUCCAUCACAAACAUAAGCAGCAUCAUGACCACGAUCACGAAAUCACCGAGGUUUCUAAGACGCCAGAGGACUCAGUAGCGAGUAUAGAGGGCGCGCCAGGACAGACAGAGGGCACGUCAACCUAUAAUGAAGACGUAGUAUCUACUCCAACGGUCAGUUUUAAAACUGGACUUAAGUAAAAAAAAGUUAAGAGUUGGUCGAAAGUACUCAUUCAAGGUGCUAGUGUAAUACUGAAAGAUUCUCAAAGUGGGAUUAUUAUGAUUAUUGCUUAUCAAAGAAAAACGGUUCCAAGACGGAUUUCAGCCGCUUAGCUUUCUUUGGUUUAGAGUUAGCAUAUCGAAGGUAAAUCUCAUUGUCAUUCUUAGCAAAGGUUUCAUCAGCCAUGGAUAGUUUUUGAUAAUUCUUAAAUUCAAAGGAAGUAAACGAGAAAGGAGCAAAUGUGAUCAGUUUGUUUUUUAAAAACAAAAUAAACAACUUUCUGAAACCUGCAAUGGUAUAAUAUUAAACUAAAAGCACGUGCGUGUUUUUAGUUCGUUUACCAUUACUGUUUUGCUUAACCUUUCCACACAGCCUCAUAGUCUUUUAAACUAAUUUUCAAAUCAUCGCUAUUGAAAAUCUUCUUAGUCUGACGUCACAAGUAGGGCUGGUGACGCUUUUUUAAUGUAAAUAUUAUAUUUCUAUAUAAUUAUAAAUCAUGAACGCUUUCUUUUACACUUUCUCAAAAUAUAUCAGACUAUCUCGGACUAUGUCAAACUUUCUCAACUAUAUUAAACUGGCAAGCUGUAUGAAAUUACCUCAAAUUAUGUCAAACUAUCUCAAAACGAGAUGAUGAGCAAAAACGUCUAUAUCUGAUCAAGUGAGCAAAGCAAAAAGAAUAAAGCAAAAGGCUUAAAGUAAUAGGGCAACAACAACAAUAAAAAACAAGUUGAGCUUUCCAACAUUAAUUUUUAUUUACAUAUUUACAAACCUUCAUGUCCCCUGAAGAUAUUGAAGGGUUUCUCCAAAUAAUAAAUCAGGAAAAAUUAGGGAAAUAUGUCAGUUAUUCCAUGUUACAGAGCCUGAGGUUUCGAGAACUGGUUUAAAAAUUGUCUAGUUUCAGAUUACGUUUAGAUGAUGGCUAACAUCGUUAAAAUAGUGAUUUAAAAGUUUGGAGUAGAUUCGUCAUGACGACUGUUCCACUUUCUAUAUUUUAAAACAUAAGAUGUCCAGAGAUGCAUCCGUCUGGUGAUUUAGACACCUUUAACUAGUGCACAACUGACAUCCUUGUUCGGUUUGUAUGUGUGUGUGUGUGGGGGGGGGGGGUGUUCAAAGGUGUUUCAUAUCGAGGGAAAGCUUUGAUGCUUAAUAUUACCCCAUUCCAACAAUUUAAGUCUGGGGAAAAAUUUUGAUGUUUACAAUAACCCCUUCCAAAUAUAUAUAUAUAUAUAUCUGCCAACGUCUCCAAAAACUGUAUUUACAGAUUAUCUUACACUAAUUUCAUAUUACCAUGCAAUGUGACAAAAACACCUAGUUUUAAUUCCAUUUUGUUAUAAUGUAUGUUAGUUCAUUGUACAGUUGUAUAUCUAGCUAAUUCACAAGUGCAUUAACGAGAUUUGUAUAUCUAGACUGUUAGUGAAGUUCAGCUAUUUAUUGUACGUAGGAACCAAAAGUGCGUGGACAGCUACUUCUCUUGUCA
Limulus polyphemus (Atlantic horseshoe crab) is the source of this 2703-nucleotide messenger RNA. Its product is annotated as probable G-protein coupled receptor 158. Bases 89 to 1207 code for a protein of 372 amino acids. Gene Ontology annotation, cellular component: membrane. The record is from RefSeq and is a predicted model, not a curated record. The transcript is spliced from 8 exons. NCBI's taxonomy places the organism in Eukaryota, Metazoa, Arthropoda, Merostomata, Xiphosura, Limulidae. Gene Ontology annotation, biological process: G protein-coupled receptor signaling pathway. Gene Ontology annotation, molecular function: G protein-coupled receptor activity.